AUGGAAGAGGCGAUGGACUACAUCCGCGUCAACAAAUCACCGUCGCCUUCGUGCGCAUGUACGACUAGCAGGGUACCUGUUGAGAAAGAUGGCGACGAUUGUAACAGUCACAAGCCAGUGUCCAGCUUAUGUGGCGACUUGGACCAAACAAUGCACCUGGGGCGGGUAGCCAACUGCCAGGAACAACUCGCAGAAUGCAACAGACAUAUCCGAGAAUUGGAAGAAGCAACAAACAACAAUUCGAGAUUGAUACGGUAUUGGACUGAAAAGCAGCAAAAAGACUGGGAAGCUUACCUGCAAUCCCGUAUUGCUGAAAUAAACCAAGAAUGGCAUCAGAAGACCCAAAACUUUCAAGCUUGUCACCAAGCCGAACUGGCAAGCUUACAGAAGCAGUUUUCUGAAGCCCAAGCCCUCGUGCAGCAGCUGGAGUCUAGCCUUACCACAGAGCAGACGAAUCGUGUAUCCGCGGAGGCCGAAGCCCUCGAGAAUCACAAGCGCUGGCGCAAAACGGCCGCUGAGCUUCGCAAACUUUACACCACCACGUGCCAGUCAAACAAGAUCUCUGAUCAGGAUCUCAUCGAUGCUGCUAAAAGAAUGAGGUGGAUGGUGCGUAACUUGGCCGCAACCGGAUUUUCUGAGAUACUUGGCGAGCCUUCGAGCGAUAAGACACGACUCUCGACCUAUCCAAGGCCUAUGACGGAGGACUUGAGGCAGAUGCAGUUUUUUUUGCACACCAACCAAUUCCCCAUCUACUUUGAGGCGUCUUUGUGGCACUAUUUGACCAAAUACGUGUUUGGUCGUUAUAUGUGGGCAGGCGAAGCUGCAGAGUCGAUGCAGAAGCUGUAUUCCGCCGUUUAUGAUAGCCCAACUGAGAAGAUCGCCAUCUCAUUACAAGAGUGGCGCACAAAUACUAAUGCUCUAGUUGCAACGACCGCUGCAACGACCCCUGCUGCCCGAAAGGCCCUACUGGCCUACCGAGCCGAUUUUGCCUAUUCCAUGCUGCGGUUAGGUAAUUAUCGACGCGGCAAUCCAGGUCUAGCGGAUGAGUUGGCCACCAUUUUUGACGCGGCAAUCUCCCUUGACCGAGACAUACACUUGCGCAACAGCGCCGUGGAGUGGCAGGUUCUGCCGCCUGGACAGAACAAGUUUGAUCCCGACACUAUGGUAGUCGAGAACGACGGAGUAAUCAGUUCGAGAGUGUUAGUCGUGCUGGCUCCUGGACUGAUUAAGAAGGGUCAUGAUGCGGUCGGGGACGACGUAUUGUGUAAAAUGGAGGUGGUGUGUGAAGUGGACAGGGUGGCCAACGAGAGCCAGGCGAAUGCGCCUACUGUCACGAUCAGGGACAAUGGGAGGCUAAACUGGAUUCAUGGAUUAAAAAAACUAGAGAGGCAUUUCACUCGGAAAGUGGUGAGGUGA
Molecule: messenger RNA, 1416 nt
Organism: Pyricularia grisea
Lineage: Eukaryota; Fungi; Ascomycota; Sordariomycetes; Magnaporthales; Pyriculariaceae
Exons: 2
Coding region: 1-1416 (471 amino acids)
Source: RefSeq, a predicted model, not a curated record